CCCCGUAACCCUAAAAAGUUCUAGAACAAAGAACGUCGCCAUCCCAAGCAGACUGUACCAUGACCCACGGUUCUAGAACAAAUCAGCCAGAGGAACCCUUUAAGGAAGAAAGGCACAGAUAGUACAGCCAGGGCAAACCUUAUCUGGGGUCGGCCACACGGGGCGUUUUACCCAGCUUCGUGGGCUCUUGCCACGCUCUUAUUCAUCUGGUAGCACAUGUCCUGAAAGCAAGGUUAUGGCAAACUAUGGUUAUAUAUAAAGUCAGCCGUGGUAGCAAUACAAUGUGCCCUGGAUUCUUUGAACUAUCAAAUCUUCCACUUCCUCCCUCCUCUCCUUCCAGACAAUACCCAGAAAAGAAUGACUGGACUGUACGAAACCUCCUUUUAUCAAACAGCAAAUACCCAUUUCACUCCAUCCGCACGCCGGGCCUCUUUAUCCGCCCCGCCCUACCACGUCGCCAUGCUCUCAUGCGACAAACUCAGCCAAGAAGCAGAGAACAAAGAACCAGAUCUCCGCCGCUGUAUCGGCCACGGCCGCCUCAUGAACCUGACCGUCGGCAUGGCCCACGAGGACGCCAAAAACGCCCUCACGUCAACAUAUAUCGACGAGAUUGAUCCCGAGAAAGAUGUAGAUCUGGAUGAUACGCCGUUGGUUACGACUUCCGCCUACCCUAAGAGGAAUUUCCUAUCCGCGAUUCGACAGUAUAUUCGGAGAUUCUUUAGAUCGCUAGUCAAGCAUCGCCGGAGUGGUCGGAGUGGUCGGAGUGCACACUAUUAGGUGAGAGAGGGUUUGGAUUGUUUGCAUUUUGGCUUGACCGGGUCUUCCUGAGGGGAGCUGGUAUCCUUCUCUUCUUACUUUUUUUUAUUGCGGUUCUUACGGCGUUUAGCGGGGGUUAUGCUCUUUGAAAGUGUGCCACAAUUUUUCUUCGGGACCUACGCUGUGCGGGAGCGGGUUCGCAAGGAACCAAACUAUAGAUUGCAACCGCGUCAUCCGGCUGGUUCUUGGACAGCACGUUGAUGUAAAUGAUACCGCAUGUCAAUUUCUGUAUAUAUAUAUCAUACUUUGUUUUCGGAAAUUUACACUGAUACAAUUAUUUCAUUAUCUUCUGUCAUAAUUUGAAGAUCGAGACCCAAUUCAAGCGGUAGGUUCU
Aspergillus campestris IBT 28561 is the source of this 1150-nucleotide messenger RNA. RefSeq lists its product as uncharacterized. The transcript has a single exon. The record is from RefSeq and is a predicted model, not a curated record. NCBI's taxonomy places the organism in Eukaryota, Fungi, Ascomycota, Eurotiomycetes, Eurotiales, Aspergillaceae. Bases 358 to 777 code for a protein of 139 amino acids.